AUGGUGCCGCUACCGCACGCAUCCACCAUUCCUGCGCUUGCGCCUGCCACUCCCACACCUGCAGCCCUAGCAUGGCCCUCCCUUCUGCCCGCCAUCUCCUCCGGGUUUCGGCGGCCCCGUCGCCCGCCCUUCCGCGGCCCCGACACCGCCCUUCCGCGGCCCCGUCGCCGCCCUCCAGCGGCCUCGUCACCGCCCUUCAGCGGCCCCGUCGCCGCCCUUUCAACGGCCCCGUCGCCGCCCGCCCUUUCAGCGGCCCCGUCGCCGCCCUUCCACGGCCCCGUCGCCGCCCUUCCACGGCCUCGCCGCCCGCCCUUACAGCGGCCCCGUCGCCCGCCCUUCCGCGGCCCCGACGCCGCCCUUCCGCGGCCCCGUUGCCGCCCUUUCAGCGGCCCCGUCGCCGCCCGCCCUUCCAGCCGCCCGUCGCUGCCCUUUCAGCGGCCUCGUCGCCACCCUUCCACGGCCCUGUCGCCGCUCAGCAACCCAGCGCCCGAGCCGCCGAGCAGCCCAGUCACCGAGCAGCCGAGCCGCCGAGCAGCCGAGCCGCCCGACCGCCGAGCCGCCCAGCAGCCGAGCCGCCGAGCAGGCGAGCCGCCCGACCGCCGAGCCACCCAGCAGCCGAGCCGCCGAGCCGCCCGACCGCCCCACUUGCCUGGUAAGAGCAGCGUCUCUGCCACCGCACUGCCCUCACCCACUGUACUCACUGCUUGUCUACUGCUGCCAUGGCCUCCCCUAGUGUUCUCACAUUUGACGCUGAGGGUCGGGCAGUUGACUUUGAGUACCUCUCCUGCCCCUGCUGCUGAUGCUGACGCCACUGUUCGCUCACAGUGGGCCACGCGUGAUGCUGCUGCUCGCCUUGCUGUGCGCCGCCACCUACCAACCACUGAGCGUGCACACUUUAGCCAGUACAAGAGUGCUCAGACCUUGUACGACGCUGCAGCUGCACGCUACUCUUCCCCUGCCACUACAGCACUGAGCCGCCUCAUGCUACCGGACCUCUUCCCUGACCUUGCUGCCUUUCCCACAGUCGCUGACCUCAUUACGCACCUCCGCACUAGUGACACUCGCUACCGCGCUGCGCUUCCUGCUGAGUUCUGCGCCAAGAACCCCCACCCCAUGUACAUCACCCUCUACUACACAGUCACCCGGCUCCCUGACUCUCUCCGCGUAGUCAGGGACCAGUUCCUCUCAGUUUGUCCCACCACUCUCGCCGUUGACCUCCUCGAGAAGGCCCUCCUAGCGGCAGAGAAGAGCAUAGUCGCUGUAGGAGCCUCUCGUGGUGACCCUCGCACCCCCGUCUUUGAGGGGUGUUCUCCCUCCCCCCUCUUGCCCUCUGUUGCCUCUGCUGCUGCGGCCGACCUCGUUGGCUUCGAGUCCGUCGGCGCUGCAUCUGCCUCGAGCGGGAAACGCCGCACCGGCAAGGGCAAAGGGGGCAAGGGCGCUGGAGGGGCUAGAGGGGGCGGUGGAGUGGAGGCGGCGGAGGCGGUGGUGGUGGCGGAGGGAGCGGAGGCGGCGGAGGGAGCGGAGGCGGCAGAGGUGGCGGAGGAGGCGGAGGUGGAGGAGGCGGCGGUGGCGGCGGCGGUGGUGGAGCGGGUCGCGACUCUGCGCAGAGGAGUGGCUCAGGUGGUGGUCCGUGCUAUGUAA
Messenger RNA from Closterium sp. NIES-65, 1641 nucleotides. The record is from the annotation of a GenBank genome assembly. Lineage: Eukaryota; Viridiplantae; Streptophyta; Zygnematophyceae; Desmidiales; Closteriaceae.